AUUCGCGGCUGGCGGCAAGAAAUUGGCGAAAACUGGAAAAUCGUAGAGGAAGUUCCAUUUCAUAUAUUUUUUUUCUGUUUUUAGCCAUACAUAUUAGCGAGUUUUAUAUAGAUUAACAUGCAGAUAAUAAUUGACCGUGUUGGAACUGGAAAAAUUCCUGAGUGGUCUAUAAUUGAGCUUCAAGGAGACCUCCAGAAUAAUGAAACAACAGCCUCGUUUCACGGAAAAGUGAUUGGGGACUUGCAUUACAAUUUAGAGGGAGAGCCCUUAUUAAUUAUUGGCCACCAUGUCCUGACAGGAAGAUUAGCAAAACUAGAAAAGCCUUUGGCUAUUUUGAAGAAGAAACCAAAAGAUGAUGAGUUUGAGGUGACGGAGUACCAGGUUCAAGGAAUGGUGGUGCAAAAACUGCUGUUCAGUGAAAGGCCUCGGCCAAUUGUGGAUAGCACUGAAGCAAUUUUUGUCAAGUGAGAUGCUCUUCAUAUUGCACUUUCUCUUAAUACUUCCACUUUUGUACUAUAUAAAGGCAUUAUUUGAAUUAAAUAAAUAACUUUAAAUGCAAUCAAUUAA
Molecule: messenger RNA, 567 nt
Organism: Neocloeon triangulifer
Lineage: Eukaryota; Metazoa; Arthropoda; Insecta; Ephemeroptera; Baetidae
Product: chromosome transmission fidelity protein 8 homolog
Exons: 3
Coding region: 118-468 (116 amino acids)
Biological process (GO): mitotic sister chromatid cohesion
Cellular component (GO): Ctf18 RFC-like complex
Source: RefSeq, a predicted model, not a curated record